UAAACUUGUGUGUUCGCGCUUUGUGGAAAUGUUUUUAUGUAUUCAAACUGGUUUAAGAAGUCCUAGGAAAUGAAUAAAAGCAUUGAUAAUAGUACCAAUAAUAAUAAUUCCGUGGACUGGAAAGCACUGACUCUUUAAUUUAGAAGUAUGUAGCGCACGCGAAAAACAAACUCUGAAGAAAAACAUUGCAAAACAACCCCGUUACCUAUAGCACUGCGCAUGCGCACCAGAAAGACCCGUAACUGCCUGGAAACAACCGGAAGUCAUUAGAGUCUGUGGCCUGACUUCCGUUUCAGUUUCGCCGGUAGCCGCGGCCAGUGGCGUAGGCUUUCCUGAGGUGUUUGACCAAAAUGCCGAAUAUCAAAAUCUUCAGCGGCAGCUCCCACCAGGAUUUAUCCCAGAAAAUUGCCGACCGCCUGGGCCUGGAGCUAGGUAAGGUGGUGACUAAGAAAUUCAGUAACCAGGAGACGUGUGUGGAAAUUGGCGAGAGUGUGCGUGGCGAGGACGUGUACAUCGUCCAGAGUGGGUGUGGCGAAAUCAACGACGGUCUGAUGGAGCUUUUGAUCAUGAUUAACGCCUGCAAGAUUGCUUCUGCCAGCCGCGUGACGGCGGUCAUCCCGUGCUUCCCCUACGCACGGCAGGAUAAGAAGGAUAAGAGCAGGGCCCCGAUCUCUGCUAAGCUCGUUGCCAAUAUGCUGUCCAUAGCAGGCGCAGAUCACAUCAUCACCAUGGACCUACAUGCUUCCCAGAUUCAGGGCUUUUUUGAUAUCCCGGUAGACAAUUUGUACGCGGAACCGGCUGUCCUGAAGUGGAUCAGAGAGAAUAUUCCCGAGUGGAGAAACUGCAUUGUUGUCUCGCCUGACGCUGGCGGAGCGAAAAGAGUCACGUCCAUAGCAGACCGCUUGAAUGUGGACUUUGCCUUGAUUCAUAAAGAACGGAAGAAGGCCAAUGAAGUGGACCGUAUGGUGCUGGUGGGAGACGUGAAGGAUCGGGUGGCCAUCCUUGUGGAUGACAUGGCUGAUACUUGUGGAACAAUCUGCCACGCAGCUGACAAACUUGCCUCGGCUGGGGCCACCAGAAUUUAUGCGAUCUUGACACACGGAAUCUUUUCUGGCCCGGCCAUUGCUCGCAUCGACAGUGCAUGCUUUGAAGCAGUGGUAGUCACCAAUACCAUACCUCAGGAAGAUAAGAUGAAGCACUGCUCCAAAAUACAGGUGAUCGACAUCUCCAUGAUUCUUGCAGAAGCCAUCCGGAGAACUCACAAUGGGGAAUCUGUUUCCUACCUGUUCAGCCAUGUUCCUUUGUAACAGAAUAACAUAGGUUAUUCUAUUUUAAAAUAAAAUAAGGUAAAAGAAAAUAAACCUUGCCCGGCACAGUAUUUUUACCUUGCUAUUUCAUGAAAACGUCAUCAGAAGACCAAGUUUGCUCCAGGGUGGCUUUCUACAUCCUGUUAUCAGGUACAUUGAUGUUUAUCUUAAAUUGGGGAAAGGCGGAUUGAGAACUGGCCGGGUAACCUGGCCAGGUUGUCUCAUUCUCGGCUUUUUGAUGAUUUUGUUAGCCCUUC
Molecule: messenger RNA, 1564 nt
Organism: Chinchilla lanigera (long-tailed chinchilla)
Lineage: Eukaryota; Metazoa; Chordata; Mammalia; Rodentia; Chinchillidae
Gene: Prps1l1
Product: phosphoribosyl pyrophosphate synthetase 1-like 1
Exons: 1
Coding region: 351-1307 (318 amino acids)
Biological process (GO): purine nucleotide biosynthetic process; 5-phosphoribose 1-diphosphate biosynthetic process; ribonucleoside monophosphate biosynthetic process
Cellular component (GO): ribose phosphate diphosphokinase complex; cytoplasm
Molecular function (GO): ribose phosphate diphosphokinase activity; magnesium ion binding; ATP binding
Source: RefSeq, a predicted model, not a curated record